This is a messenger RNA of Scleropages formosus (Asian bonytongue), 3563 nucleotides long. It is a transcript of the gene bnc1, whose product is annotated as basonuclin zinc finger protein 1. Gene Ontology annotation, biological process: regulation of transcription by RNA polymerase I. NCBI's taxonomy places the organism in Eukaryota, Metazoa, Chordata, Actinopteri, Osteoglossiformes, Osteoglossidae. The record is from RefSeq and is a predicted model, not a curated record. The coding region runs from base 255 to 3212 and encodes 985 amino acids. Gene Ontology annotation, cellular component: nucleus. The transcript has 5 exons.
UACAGCAACAAAGAGGCACAGGACCACAGAGUGUGUGUUCGUAUAUGUAAGUGUGAGCUUGCAGAGGUAUGUGUGUUUGUGUGCGUGCGUGUGUGUGCGUGCGCAUGUGUGACUGAGUGUGACAGACGAGCAGAGCUGGCGGGUGAUGGCUCUUCUGCCAUAAUACUUGUACAGACAGGAGAGGUGGAAGCAUUUCUUUUGUAGGAAUCGUAGGGAAUGGCAAACUGCAUGGUUUCCUUGGCAACUUCCAUUUAAUGAGAAUGUCUGAGGCUAUUUGUUGCACUUUGGUAAACUGCAACUGUGAAAGUUUCAAACCGGGGAAGCUAAGGAGGCGACAGUGUGAGAACUGCAAGCACGGAUGGGUAGCACACGCGCUGAGUAAGCUGAAGGUGCACCACAUGUACCAAGGCAGCCAGGUGGAGAUCGUCCACUCCAAUGUAGUUUUCGACAUCUGCAGCCUGAUGCUCUAUGGCACCCAAGCCAUUCCUGUGCGGCUGAAAAUUCUGCUGGAUCGCCUGUUCAGUGUCCUGAAGCAAGAGGAGGUCAUCCAGAUCCUCAGUGCACUGGACUGGACCCUGCAGGACUAUAUCCGAGGAUACGUGCUGCAGGAUGUUACUGGAAAAGUUCUGGACCGCUGGGCCAUUAUGACCUUUGAGGAGGAGAUUGCAACACUGCAGCAGUUCCUUCGUUUCGGAGAGACCAAGUCCAUCGUGGAGCUCAUGGCCAUUCAGGAUAAGGAGAGCCAAGCUAUAAUUGUCCCCAGCACCAGAACUAACUCAGACAUCCGGACCUUCAUUGAGAGCAGCACCCAGCGGAGCCCCAUGCUCCCUGCUAAGGUCGAGAAACUGAGCACCAGUAAUGUGCAUCACUUUGAGAACUUUAUUAACAACAUGGCUUUCAUGCUGCCCUUCCAGUUCCUGAGUUCUGUUCCUGCACCCCUCCUGGGCUCCUGCCCAGGCUCCUUCCUAUUGGAGCAGGAGCAGAGGCGAGAGCAGCGCAGUCGGUCAGAGGAGGUUACUCCAACGGCAGAGAGCAGUCUGCUGGGCUCCAGCUCUGCUUCCUUCACAUCUGAUGUGGAGAGGAGCGAGCAGCCCUCUGAUGUUGCUGCCACCAAAGUGGAACCUGAGGAUUUUCCCACCAGUGACAAUUAUUCAGAUGCUCCCUCCACACCCUGCACACCUUCUGUGACCUCUGACAUCACUCAGAUGUCUCCUGAUAACAAGCUGCGGUCUCUCGAGAAGGGUAGUGGUGGACUCAAGAAGGGGCGCGUGUUCUGCAGUGCCUGUGAAAAGACCUUCUAUGACAAGGGCACCCUGAAGAUCCACUACAAUGCUGUGCACCUGAAGAUCAAGCACAAGUGCACCAUUGAGGGCUGCAACAUGGUCUUUAGCUCCCUGCGCAGCCGCAACCGGCAUAGUGCCAACCCCAACCCACGCCUGCACAUGCCUAUGAACCGUAACAACCGUGACAAGGACCUGAGGAGCAGUCUUUCAGCAGAUGAGGCAUCAGAGAGUGAGCGGAGGUCCGAAUUUAACACCAUCCCAUCCACUGAGGCCAGACAGGUCUCCAGCUAUAUAGCCAACAGCACAGACUCCAAGCUCCACGGCAGUUUCCCGAACAUCAGCCAAAGUGGAAUACUGUUCCCCAACCUGAAGACUGUGCAGCCUGUUCUACCCUUUUAUCGUAGUCUAGUCACUCCAGCUGAGCUGGCCAACACGCCGAGCACUCUGCCUUCGUUGCCUCUGAUCUCUUCAUCAGUCCCCGUGAAGCCUACAGCUAUGGAGCCCUCCUCUGAUCCAAUACCAAAGAAGAAAUCUCGCAAAUCUAGCAUGCCCAUUAAAAUCGAGAAAGAGGCAGUUGAGACUGUGGAGGAGCCGGCAGAAGAGAGCGGCACGGAUGAUGAGAUUCCCUUGCCCACGAGGGAUAAAGAGGAAACUGACAAUGGCAGCUACACAUGUGAAAAGCGGGCAGCCAAAAGCAUUGAGGGUAGUAGCUUAGGUGUUAUCCAGGCCACAGACAGGGAGAACACUUCAGCUCUUCCUCAGAGGCACCUGGAUUUAAGGUCCAAUUCAGAGCCAUGCAUUGCCAAGGAGAUUGACGAUGAAAUGUGCCCAGCAGAAAUGGAAUUUAGGCACAUGCAAGAAGGGAGCGUGAUUACUUGCACAUCUCCAAUCAAUGGCAAACAGAAGGAGCAUCAAACUCUCACUGGCACGUUACUGAUGCCUGAAGACAAGGCUUGUGCCACUCAGGAACCCAUCAGCUGCAUGGAGAACAACCACAGGGCAACAAAUGGUGGCUUGUUUGGAGUUUUGACAGACAACAAGGAAGCGUCUGAAAUCUAUACAGAAGAGUUUGGCACCUUUCCCCAGAUGGACCCCGCUACAGUUUGUCCGGACAGGGAGGACAUGCCCCACCACUGUGAGAUUUGCAACAAAACGUUCAAAAACCCCUACAGUGUCAAAAUGCAUUACCGAAAUGUGCACCUGAAGGAAAUGCACAUGUGCACAGUGGAUGGCUGCAAUGCAGCCUUUCCCUCUCGGAGAAGCAGAGACAGGCACAGCGCAAACCUGAAUCUACAUCACAAGCUGUUGACCAAAGAUCACUAUGGUACGUCAAGCACAGUCUGCAGAGAUCUGGCAAACGAUUUUCAUCAGGACACCUCUCUGAAAGACCCUAUCGGGCAAACAUCUGUGAUCUUUAAAGGACACAACCGAAUGGGCUUGGUCUAUCCCAUGAGCAAGACGAUGGAGAACAGUCCAGAGCCACCUGCAGCAAGCGGCGUGGAGGACGAGGCUGUGCUGGACCUCAGCACCAGUUCCGUGCCUAAACCAGGUGGCAGCGUGCGCUCCUGGGACUCAGACAGAAGCAGCGAGGAAGGUAUGCCUAUGGACGACAGUGAUGAGAGUUGUGACAGCAUGAGCUUGGUGCCCAAAGAGGACAUGCAUCUCGAAUUGGCUGAGAAGCCCAGUGGUUGUUUGGCUGUGCACCUCCAGAGCAGCUCUCCCAUCACCUGCCACCUCUGCCAGAAGGUGUACAGUAACAAGGGCACGUUCAGGGCUCACUACAAAACAGUCCACCUCCGGCUGCUUCACAAGUGCAAAGUUCCUGGGUGUGACACCACGUUCUCGUCUGUGCGGAGUCGAAAUCGUCACAGUCAGAACCCCAACUUGCACAGAAACUUGACUGCAACUACAGGUCACAAUCAAGAGUAGCUUCCACUUACCGUUUCUAACAGUCCCAGUAUAUUCACUUGAUAUUUUGAUUUCACUUUAAUUUGGAAUUUUUUUUUCUUACCAAGAUACACAGGUCAGAUACAAGUCUUUGUCAGCAAUAAAUUCAAUCUAAUCGUAGGGACAGUAAGUUUAUUUAGAUGAUAUUGAUUUGAACACAGCGAAGGACUACUCUUUUAGUUUCAUUGUCAGUUCAAAGUAAACAACAAAUUAAAUAUAUUUGAUGUAACCUUGAUUUACUUUCUGCCCACCAAAAUGGAUGGUAGAUGUAUUUCGAAUAUGUAGAGUAAAUUUUGAUGAAUACUUCAGCUGGAAGAAAUUUAAAAAAAAAAA